AGCUCUUUCCUCUUCACAUGAAUUGGGCGAAAAACAUCGAGACAGAGCAGUUCAUUGUCUUGCAUAUCUAUGGAGCUUUACUACAAACUACGCUUUCCCUACCUUGACAUUAGCGUUUUGGUGUGAAUGAAACUGCGAUUCGGGAUCUUGAUCAGGGUAUACGUGCACGAAGAGAAGGGGGGCAAGCGGAAGCUAUGGAUCCGCAGCUGGUUGAAGUAACACAGAUCUUUGCCCGAUUCAAAGCUGCUUUGUUGAGGAACGAUUUCGUAACUUGCAACAAUCUCCUCUCCCAACUGAAGGUUCUCUUGACAAGAUAUUCAAGCCUACCACCAACAUUUCAGCAGACACCUACUUCUGUUGAAGAACUUCAGAUAGCAAGGGAGAUAUAUGAACAUGCUGUUGUUUUGAGUGUCAAGACUGAAGACCAGGAUGCCUUUGAGAGGGAUUUCUUUCAAUUAAAACCUUUUUAUACUGAUACAUGCGGUCUCAUUCCGCCUUCACCACAGGAAUACCCUAUUUUGGGUCUUAAUCUCUUGAGGCUCCUGGUCCAAAACAGAAUAGCUGAAUUCCAUACAGAGUUGGAGCUUCUCCCACCAAAUGCUCUGGAGAAUCCUUGUAUCAAACAUGCUGUUGAGCUGGAACAGUCUUUCAUGGAAGGUGCUUACAACAGUGUUUUAAUCGCCAGGCAGACUGUGCCCCAUGAAACUUACGUUUAUUUCAUGGAUCUUCUUGCAAAAACUGUCAGAGAAGAGAUUGCCGGUUGCAGUGAAAAAGCUUAUGAGUCCCUGUCAGUUGCUGAUGCAAAGAAAAUUCUGAUGUUUUCUUCUGAUGAGGAACUUUCUACUUAUAUCGAAGAGGAGCAUCCUGAAUGGGAAAUCAAGAAUGGAGUUGUUUUCUUUCAGAAAGCUAAAGAGUCGCAACCUUGCAAGGAGAUACCAUCCCUGCAACUAAUCAACCAGACAUUAAGCUAUGCAAGAGAGCUGGAGCGUAUUGUUUGAGAAGCUUCUUUUGCUAUUCUAGACCUUCAUGAUAACAUAAUUUGGGUUUUUGCUGACUUUCUGAGAUGCCAGAAUGGAGAGAUCUAUUUGGCUCGAUUAUUUUCUUCGCAGGUGGUUUCUUAAUUUAUUUCAUUUUAUUUUAUUUGAAUCAAGAAAACAAUUUGGUUGUGACAGAAAAAAAUGUUCUAUUUUUUUGGGAUAAUUAUAUGGAUGAAAGAGGAUGCAAAUGAAAUUCA
Messenger RNA from Phalaenopsis equestris, 1234 nucleotides. Its product is annotated as 26S proteasome non-ATPase regulatory subunit 8 homolog A-like. The transcript is spliced from 6 exons. The coding region runs from base 195 to 998 and encodes 267 amino acids. Gene Ontology annotation, biological process: proteasome-mediated ubiquitin-dependent protein catabolic process. Lineage: Eukaryota; Viridiplantae; Streptophyta; Magnoliopsida; Asparagales; Orchidaceae. Gene Ontology annotation, cellular component: proteasome regulatory particle, lid subcomplex; nucleus; cytosol. The record is from RefSeq and is a predicted model, not a curated record.